Cucurbita pepo subsp. pepo (vegetable marrow) is the source of this 1966-nucleotide messenger RNA. The record is from RefSeq and is a predicted model, not a curated record. Lineage: Eukaryota; Viridiplantae; Streptophyta; Magnoliopsida; Cucurbitales; Cucurbitaceae.
UAUUGAGUCCAACUGUGUAAACGAGUCUAGUUGCAAGUUCAGGUGGCAAAGGUCGGGCCGACGGCAGCCAUGGCGGGUCCUCCCAGUCUCAGUGGCCCCAUUAAGAUGAAACUCGCCAUCGGAAGAAGCUCCGGAAGAGGUCCAGCAGGUCUACGCCACAAACUGAGUAGAUUGACUCAAUCGGUCAGCUUUGAAAUUGAAGUUUCAAUCGUCGGUAGAUAUAUUAGGUCUUCCUUUGUCCAUUAAUUACAAAGAUUAUUCAUGUUGUCCGUCCCUGUCUUGGUUUGAAAUCAUUGAAUGAGAUGUGGAAAUAUUGGCGAGAAAUCCGAGCUUUAAAUUUCUGUAGGAUUUGACUCUGUGAACAGCGACUGUGACGGGAUAAGCCAUGGCCUUGGGAAUGGAUCUUCUUCGAAAUGUCGUUCCCCUUUUAUUACUUUAUCUAAGAAAAAUACUCUCGAAUUGUAGGAGAUGGUAAGGCGAAAGAAGAAAAACAUAGGAGGAAGAAGCUGCUGUACAUGAACAAGAUUUAACAUUCAUCUGAUUUUACUACCAAAGUUGCGAAAUGCAGUUGCUUCAUCUGCAUCAAAUGUGGCACAUUCAUCUGCCCCAAAUGCAGUUCCGGUUUGGGAAAUCGAUCAACCGACAAUGGAAAAGUUCAUCAAAGAAAUGGCGGAACAGAGGCCUAUAAGGUUCACUGCUCAUCAACUAUACUAUUUCACAGGCAAUUAUUCGACACCACUCGGUUCGGGAGGAUUCGGUACGGUCUAUAAAGGAGAGUUCCCAAAUGGAGUGAAGAUUGCGGCGAAGGUUUUGAAGAGGAACUCGGACAAGCAGGCGGAGGAGCAAUUUAUGAAUGAGGUAGGAACGAUCGGGAAAACUUACCAUAUAAACUUGGUUAGGCUUAAUGGGUUUUGUUAUGACCAUUAUAUGUGUGCACUGGUAUUUGAGUACAUGGAAAAUCGAUCUCUGGAUAAGUAUUUGUUUGGCAAAAAUGAAGAACUUGAUUGGGGGAAGUUACGUGAUGUAGCCAUUGGGACUGCUAAAGGUCUUGCUUACUUGCAUGAGGAAUGCCAACAGAAAAUCAUCCAUUACGACAUAAAGCCUGCAAACAUUCUGUUGGAUGAAAACUUCACUCCCAAAGUUGGUGAUUUUGGCCUUGCCAAGCUUUGCAACCGGGACAGCACACAUAUGUCGCUCACUGGCUAUCGUGGCACGCCUGGAUAUUCAGCACCGGAGUUCUUACUAAAGAACUAUCCAAUAACCCACAAGUGCGACGUGUAUAGCUUCGGAAUGGUAUUGUUUGAGAUCAUUGGAAGAAAAAGGAAUGGCGGUGUUACUGAUUCUGGGAACCCAGAUUGGUUUCCACAACAUGUGUGGGAGGCUCAGGAAAAGGGUGAAUUAGUUGAAUUUGUUAGAAGAUGUGGGUAUGCUGAGGAUGAUAAAGAGGGAGUGAUUUGGACGUGCGAGGUGGCUCUGUGGUGCAUUCAGGACUGCCCCGACGAACGACCACCGAUGAGUGCGGUGGUGAAGAUGCUUGAAGGAGGUGUAGAAAUAAUGCCACCAUCAAAGCCAUUUCUGUACUUGGAUCCAACUCCAAAAAGGAACAGUAGAGUAUCGAAUCUACAACAAACAAGCAGCAGUUCAGAUUAUUCAACCUCAAAUGAAGACAGUGCCUCAUAUUGGUACAAGAAGACUACUCCAAUAAUGAAGAAGUACGAAAUACAGAUAGCAAGUUCUUAGAAGAAGCUUUCGUUUUCGCCAUGGAAAAAGGUACUUCAUUUUGCUUAUUAUGCAUUAUUAGAAGUGUUUAUAGUAGGGCUCUAUAGUGUAUAAUAUUCUAUUUGAAACAAAGGUACGUGUUUUAUUCGAUAAGUUAUGCUUGGAUCGACGGGUGUGUUCAUGAGAAUGAUUUUCGUAAUAGAAUUUUAAUAAAAUAUAGAAGUGAUAAAGCUUGGAUUUCAUGACA